AUGAACCCGAACCAUCAUCAUCAUCAGCCUUUCCAUGGUGAUGAAAAUCUAAACAAUAAAAACAACACGACUAAUCCCGAAGAAGAAGAACAUAAUAUUCCCUACAACCCAAAUCACUGUAUUACAGAAAAGAUCUUACCUAUUCACGAAAUUGAUCAUCAUCAUCAACAACAACAAGGUUCAUCCAUUCCAUUCUCUUCACCCUACGAUAGAAUUUUGCACUAUCUAUCGGAGGAUAGGAUCAAAGCCUAUGAGGAUCAUGAAGGCUUUCGACAUUUUUGUGUGGAUCAAAAGUAUGAAUCAUCAAAUUCUCGUUGGUUGGAAGCUGCGGAUUAUGCAACAUGUAGGGCUCUUUGUGAAAGGUUUUAUGUGUUGCACUUGUUGCAAUCGGUCACCCAGAAGGUGGCUCUCUUGGCCAUCGCAUGCAUGUUGAAUCGAUAUGAGGAUGACAAUGAAGAGGAAAACAAGACAAGUGGUGGCCACUUUCAUGUUUCGGAUAAGGAUAGAGAGGAGUUGCAACAAUGGGAUAUGAUUGAUCUGAUUCAUUUUGUCAACAGGUAUUACAAAAAAGAUUAUGAGCAGUUUAAAGAGACUUUUCAUUACGAGGAAAGUAUUGGAGAGCCAAAGACAAAAAAGAACAAAAGCAACGAGAAAAUAGAUUGUGACACAAGUGGAAAUAGUCGAAUUGGAAAGAUCAAGUUUGACUCGAACAAAUUCAAAAAUUUCUAUUCUUCUUUACUUGUCAUGAAGGAACUGAUUGAAAAAGAGCAAACAUCACACGAUGACUUGGUGACUUCCAUUGAAAAUGUGUAUAAGCAGCAUAUCUUCUCUUGUAUCAGAUAUUUCAAUAGCAGUUAUGGAAAGAAUCCAAUGCUUGAGAGAUUUUACUAUCAUAUUUUGGAGCUCUACAGACAGACAGAACACAAAUUAAGCUGUAUCAAAUUUGCAAAAUUUGGAAUGUUUUAUGCUCGUAGGCAUGUUCAAUUACUGACUCGAAUGCGUGACGUUUUGCUACAUCAAUCACCAUUGAAAAAUGAUUUUGAAAUUAUUGAAAAAUUUCUUAUCAAACAUAUCAAACACUGCAAAGCACAUGAGAAAUGUCUUGAAGGAAUUUUGCUCUUUUUCUAUGAUUGUACCGAUAUCGACUUGAUGACGAGAAUAUUUGUUGAGUCUUCAGAAAUUGAUGACACCUUUGGCUACUCACACUGUAAUUUGGGCUACUUGAAGGGUUUCAACGCAUUUGGGAGUGCUGCCUUAACAGCAGAAGGUAUUGAGCAUUUUCAUCAGUCUUUGAGACGUGCUUCGAUCUCUGAUCUUAAAUUAAUGACAGCCAACAGUUACAAAACACUUGGUAUUUUGAAUAUCAUUAUUGGAAAUAUUCCAGAGUCCAUCCAGUGUCACUCCAAGGCAUUACAAAUAUACCCAAAUUAUUACGACAUUAUCAAGGAUCGAUGUGAGAUGUCUAGCAUGACGAAUGACUUACCUUCAGCUCUUCGUGACCUUCAGAAAUGUCUUGAAAUUGGACCUCAACGUAAAAAGGACCUCAGCGAUCUCUACAAUAUGUUUGCCAUAUUUCAACAAAAGCUUGGAACUUCUUUGGAUGAUUUAAAGUUGGUAUUGGAGAAUGCAUUGAGAUUAGAUCCUUCAAAUUCCUAUGCCUUUUUAACUCUUUCAACUUUUGCUAUUGAGCAGCAAGAUUUAGAUGAAUAUUUGGACCUGCGUUUGGUGUUUCGUCCAACAUCCUAUCAAGGAAUUUGUGACUUGCUGAAUCAGGACGUGGCCGCCUUUGCCGUGUUUGAUCCCAUUCACAAUACACAAUUAGAGGAGGAGUAUAGAACUAAGAGAAAGCAUUUUACAUCAAGCUAUUUAAGAAUUAGUUGA
Naegleria fowleri is the source of this 1881-nucleotide messenger RNA. RefSeq lists its product as uncharacterized. Gene Ontology annotation, molecular function: protein binding. The record is from RefSeq and is a predicted model, not a curated record. Lineage: Eukaryota; Heterolobosea; Eutetramitea; Acrasida; Naegleriidae. The coding region runs from base 1 to 1881 and encodes 626 amino acids. The transcript is spliced from 2 exons.